This is a messenger RNA of Amoebophrya sp. A25, 899 nucleotides long. The record is from the annotation of a GenBank genome assembly. NCBI's taxonomy places the organism in Eukaryota, Dinophyceae, Syndiniales, Amoebophryaceae.
UCUGGGAGAGUAUGCCUCAUAGGCCAUACUGGCGAACAGCUGCGGAAAAGACGAAGGCAAAGAACAAUAGGAAGCCCUCAUCAAACGAGGACGAACAAGGCCAACAAGACGAUCAUGAACAAGAAGAGGGCGAGCCUUUAUACGUUUUUCUCACUGGCUUGCAAGAAGUCGCGCCACUUUCUGACGGUAGCGGAGAAGACCAAGGAGAGAAAGCAGCUAGGUCUACAAUGGGGUCAGAUGUCGCAACUAUUUUCGGUUCACAAGCAUGUCUUUUUGGCAGUUACGAGAAAGACGGCGAAAUCGUCACUGACUUUACCAAAAUGCAUCCAUUCUUAAGCUCUCUUGUGUUUUCCGUCUUCGAGCCUAGCGAAACAGUAGGCGAAUUCAAGAACAAAGCCUCUCACGAGGAUGAAGCACUGGAGCAUGACAUGAAGACGCGGGAACACGAGAAAAGUAAGAAAAAUCAAAAAGGAAAAGCUGUGGAUGUAGUCUUACCCUCUUCCGAACAAUCUGUAUCUGACGAACUACAAGAAGCAGGAGGCCCAAGCUUGCAAUUGCAAGCAGGUUGGACGAAACGAGAGCUUUGUACCUUAGAUUACGCUGUGGAGGACUGGAUUGCGCAAACCAGGAAAAAGUCUCAUGAGGAUAUUGAACUUGAAGGUGGUACAACCACAAUUGCAACUAGAAGUGACUCUAGCUCCGCAUCUUCACGUGUGCCGUCGUAUUACGUGUCCAAAGAGAUUCGUAGGCGUAUUCGCAGGCGAGUUCAACAAGACAUCGCAGCACAUGGACCGCCGCGCUCAGUUUUCCCCGACACCUUGCCAUAUGAUCCGACAAGGAACUUCUAUGCUCGAACACUGAAGAUUGCGGAGGAGGAACAUCCGGUGAGUCUCUUUGAG